Messenger RNA from Lemur catta (Ring-tailed lemur), 978 nucleotides. RefSeq names its product keratinocyte associated protein 2 (gene KRTCAP2). The coding region runs from base 458 to 946 and encodes 162 amino acids. Lineage: Eukaryota; Metazoa; Chordata; Mammalia; Primates; Lemuridae. The record is from RefSeq and is a predicted model, not a curated record. The transcript has 5 exons.
GGAAGGGUAUUUGUGGAUGCAAGCAUUUCUUAUAUUCUUAUUUUUCACUGGCUCCUAAUCUUUCUCAAAUAAAGCGAGAGGUUAGUUUCAGAGGAAGAUGGGCUGUGGGUGGGAGCCCUACAUUUUGAGUUGGGCAAGAGUCCACGGGAGAUGUUGAGCCAAUGAUCAUGGGGCAAGGAGAUUUGAGGAACAUGCCCUCGAGUUGACAUAAAUGGAAAAGAAGGCAGAGGUGGGCUAUAGGCUAUAGGCCAUGGGCCCAACGACUUGAAGAGAUAAGCGCAGCUUGUACAGAGUGGCAGCAGAUGUACCGGUUACAGGGAAAGCCUAGGGACCAGGGCGGUGGCUGAGGAUGUUCUUCGACGCAUUAUUUCCUCCCUACCGGAAGAGGGCGCUGCGUCCAGGCGCCGAGAGAAAGAAGACCGGGAAGGUGAAGCAAGGCCGCGCUGGGCGCUGACGCAUGCGCACAGUUAAUUGCGCCCGGUUCGGCUCCCCUUUCUUGGCCAGAGGCGCCGACUGGACUCACGGCCGGGGCAUGAUGGUGGUGGGUACAGGCACGUCGCUGGCGCUCUCCUCUCUCCUGUCCCUGUUGCUCUUCGCUGGGAUGCAGAUGUACAGCCGCCAGCUGGCCUCCACCGAGUGGCUCACCAUUCAGGGGGGCCUGCUUGGCUCCGGCCUCUUCGUCUUCUCUCUCACUGCCUUCAAUAAUCUGGAGAAUCUUGUCUUUGGCAAAGGAUUCCAAGCAAAGAUUUUCCCUGAGAUUCUCCUCUGCCUCCUGUUGGCUCUCUUUGCAUCUGGCCUCAUCCACCGAGUCUGUGUCACCACCUGCUUCAUCUUCUCUAUGGUCGGUCUGUACUACAUCAACAAGAUCUCUUCCACCCUGUACCAGGCAACAGCUCCAGUCCUCACACCAGCUAAGGUCACGGGCAAGGGCAAGAAGAGAAACUAACCUUGAAUGUUCAAUAAAGUUCGUUCUUUUUA